Molecule: messenger RNA, 928 nt
Organism: Periconia digitata
Lineage: Eukaryota; Fungi; Ascomycota; Dothideomycetes; Pleosporales; Periconiaceae
Source: the annotation of a GenBank genome assembly
UCUUCACUUUACCUUGGGCACUACCGAGCAGUCUUUAAUCAGCGUUACACACGGCUUUGAUCUCAUAAGUUUGUGCAAAAAAAUGGAUCCUGGUCCGCAUAUUCCCAAGCAGGCGAUUCGCAAGGACGUCGAUCUUUAUGCUGAGAUCACGGCGAAUUCAACGCGAGAUGUGGCCCGACACGUCUUGCAGAUGAUACCUCCGCUCUCAGCAGGAAUAAGAAUCCACGACAACGGAUGCGGUGCUGGUGAAGUCACGGGUGUCAUCAUGGAGAGUAGUCCCCCCGAGGGCAUCUCCAUAGAAGCUACCGACAUCGAUCAGUCGUACCUGGACAAGCUACAAGCCUCUGCGCGUGAGAAUUCGUGGCCGGUCAACGUUACAAAUAGGGGAUCUGAUCAGCUCCAAUUCGUCGACGGCGUCUUCGACCUCUCCAUAGCCAACUUUGUGGUUUUCCUCACCCCGGGUGGGGGCGUGCCGGCCGUAAGCGAAAUGCGGCGUACGCUGCGAGAGGGGGGAACAGCCGUAUUUACAGCUUGGGCACGACUGCCGCACGUUGAUCCAGUCAAAGCCGCACACGAGGCUACAAGAGGGGCGGAUGGACCUCCACUACGCGAAAUCCCCCCGGAGUGGUGGCUCGGAUCACAUCUUCAGAAGGUGGCUAUAGAGUCUGGGUUCGACGAAUCGAAGAUUGAGUUGCGCACAUGUAAAGUGUACAUAACGAUUCAGGACGAUGAACACUUGGCGCACGUGCUCUGGAGUUAUCUGGGGCCGCCAAUGACGGGGUGGCUGCCGUCUGAUGAGGGAGACUGGGACAAGGCCAUCAGUGUGAUCUUGGCAAAUUUCCAAGACACAGCGGGAUUCGCGAAAACGGGCGCGGACCGAGCCACAAGCAUUGAGCUCACGGCUAAUGUCCUGAUUGCCCAGAAGUAG